ACUUACCAUGCAAACACACCAACAAUUAGCACCUACUCCUAUGCUCCACUUACUGCCGCAUCUCUAUCUAGAUCUCCCCCACUCUCCUCCAUGCCUUUUUAGGCAGCCAGAGUGCACGUCAUUCCUCCCCACCACAUCUAAACACGCGUGAGGCCCCUUCCUCCCACCUCUGAGCGCGCGCGAACGACGGGCAUGAUGAGCAGCAGGCUGAGCGGCCCCGGCACGAUCGCACCGGCGAGCGACGUCGUCGACUUCGGCUACGCUUCCAUGCACUCCUCCUCAUACGCCAACUUCGAGCCCGCACCGCCGCUGUACCAGCACCACCUGUAUGACAACAGCUUCGACUUCGCCGCCAGUACCAAUGCGUUCCAGUUCCAAGACCCCUUCGCUCUCUUCUCCACCGGUUCGCCGCUCGCCAACCAGCUCCAUCAGCCCUUCGCGCAGCAGAUCACCAUGCCGCCGAUCGCACCGUCCUCGCUGCUCCAGGCGCCGACGACAAUGACGGCGCUGCCGGGCGUGACGUCGGCGGCAGACGCGUACAACCCCUUCAGCGGCGGGUUACUGAAGCGUGAGGACGGCGACCCAUUCUUUUCCGACGCCGGCGGUGGCGGGAGGAUUGGGCUGAACCUGGGCCGGCGGACCUACUUCUCUCCGGCGGACGUGCUAGCGGUGGACCGCCUGCUGAUGCGCUCCCGCCUCGGCGGCAUGGGCGUGCUGGGGCUUGGGCUCGGCGCCGCGCACCACCCGCCACCGCGGUGCCAGGCCGAGGGUUGCAAGGCCGACCUCUCCGCCGCCAAGCACUACCACCGCCGCCACAAGGUCUGCGAGUACCACGCCAAGGCAGCCACGGUCGCCGCCUCCGGCAAGCAGCAGCGCUUCUGCCAGCAGUGCAGCCGAUUUCAUGUGCUUGCUGAGUUUGAUGAAGCCAAGAGGAGCUGCCGAAAGCGGCUCACGGAGCACAACCGCCGUCGCAGGAAGCCCGCCGGCGAGAAGGGCAACGACGCGCCGCCGCCUACCAAGAAGCCAGACACCAGCUCAUACAGCGGCGACGAUCACAGGACCAACAAGUCGUCGACCACGGUGGUCGCCGUCUCGCCGACGGCCAGCGGCUUCAGCUGCCUGCAGCAGCAGACCGAGCUCGACAACGGCGGCCAGUCGACCAUCGCCGCAACGAUGACGGCGCCGACGACCCUGUCCCUGGCCGCGGAGCGACCCCACGGCAGGGACAGGUACGGCGCCGGCCUGGACACCAUGCUGCUGCACCAGCAAGGUCGCGACGAGGAGGAGCAGGGCUUCAUGAUGACCCCGCUUGUGCAGUCGCAUCGGCAGCGGCAGCGAGACAGCGGCAACAUCUUGUCGUGCUCGACGUCGGCGUCGGAUCAGCGUCACCGGAACGACGGAGACAGCUGCUGCAACGGCAACAGCAUGCAGCAUUUCUUCGAGGUGGACUUCAUGUAGCGUGAUGCAUGCAUGCAGAUGCAGGCAUUACAUGCUUGAAUGAGUGAAUGAACCUGGCCUAGCUUAGCAUAGCGCAGCUAGAGGUAGUUUGACUGCAUUAUCGUGUAGUAAUAUGGUGUGCGUGUGUGUGAAUGGAGUAUAGCUAGGGUAGGCAGUGCAGCUUUUCUAUUCAGAUUUAAUUCUUAACUUUGUAACUCUGUAUUGUGUUUACUUGCACUUCUCUGGAUGUUGCCCGUUUCACCAAGGGAAUAGUGUAUGUGUAUGUACCUGUGU
Messenger RNA from Lolium perenne, 1731 nucleotides. Its product is annotated as squamosa promoter-binding-like protein 5. Gene Ontology annotation, molecular function: DNA binding. Gene Ontology annotation, cellular component: nucleus. NCBI's taxonomy places the organism in Eukaryota, Viridiplantae, Streptophyta, Magnoliopsida, Poales, Poaceae. The record is from RefSeq and is a predicted model, not a curated record.